This is a messenger RNA of Mycosarcoma maydis (corn smut), 1578 nucleotides long. RefSeq lists its product as uncharacterized. Lineage: Eukaryota; Fungi; Basidiomycota; Ustilaginomycetes; Ustilaginales. The record is from RefSeq and is a predicted model, not a curated record. The transcript has a single exon. Gene Ontology annotation, molecular function: transmembrane transporter activity. Gene Ontology annotation, biological process: transmembrane transport. Bases 1 to 1578 code for a protein of 525 amino acids.
AUGUCAGCCGAAAUCAACAAAGCGACUCACAAGUCAGAGCAUACGUCGAUUGCCGAUGUGGAUCUCGAAGAUGCGGACGCAACUUCCACUCAUCACGGAUCGCUAUCGCCAGAACCAGAACCAGAACCAGCUGGGAAAGAAGGCGUCAUCUAUAUCGAUUGGGCGAGCAAUGAUCCAGAACAUCCUCAAAAUUGGACACGCAUCAAGAAAUGGCGAUGUGCACUCACAGUCAUGACUUUUUCGUUCGCUAGUGCCUGCAUGAGCGCUGGCUAUGGGCAGGCUUACUCAGGAGUCAACCGGGACUUUGGCGGAGUCAAUUAUGUGGCGUAUCAAUCUGGUAUAACCGUCUACCUGAUCGGUAUCGCUUUCGCGCCCAUGCUGUUGGCUCCCGUCUCGGAGAGAUUCGGUAGAUACCCGGUCAUGAUGGUUGCAGCUUUCCUCAAUCUCGUCCUCUUCCUUGGACAAGCACUUGCACGGAAUCUGGAAACGAUCGUUGUCACUCGAUUCUUGCAAGGCUGUUUUGGAUCUGUGGGCAACUCCAUGUCAGGCGGCUAUUUUGCCGAUAUGUUUGAUGCCGAACAACGAGGGCAUGUGCUGUGUCUGUAUGCUCUGUGCUUGUUCGCGGCUCAGAGUUUCAGUCCGGUGUAUGCAAGCUGGGUGGCGAUCAAGAUCAGCUGGAGGUGGAUUUUCUGGAUCCAGGCAUCGGUGUGUCUGUUUUCUUUUAUCUGCUUUGCGCUCUUUUUGCGUGAACCUCGUCCAUCGGUCCUCCUCUCCAAGCGCGCUAAGAAGCUCACUGCGGAGACAGGAAUCGAGCAUCGUGCACGUUUAGCCGGUCAAGGCGCUUAUGCGCAAGUCUCGCUGAAGGAGUCUCUGCUGCGACCCAUCAGCUACCUUGUCACAGAGCCGAUCAUCAUCUUCUAUUCUCUUUGGAUCGGCUUUGCAUGGGCUUGCUCGUACUUGCUUCUCAGCGCCAUCCCGAUCGUUUUUGGAGCAUAUGGCUGGAAUAAUGGGCAGAAGAACCUCCCACAGCUCUGUACUUUUAUCGGCUGCUUCUUGUCGUUCUGGUUCAACCGAUGGUUUCAAGAGAGGUUCUACAGGAGAGACGCACGCAAAGCUAUUGCAGCUGGUCGAAACAAGCCUGAUCCUGAGAGUCGCUUGUACGCUUGCAUGGUGGGAGCAUUUGCCUUUCCCAUUGGUGGCUUCAUCUUUGCCUGGACGGGGCGUUCGAACCUGCCCUGGAUCGCACCAUGCAUCGGCUUGGUCAUCAUCAACUUUGGCAUCUUUGCCAUCUACCUCUCGGCAUACACGUACCUCGCCGACGCCUACGAGACGUACGCCUCGUCGGCACUUGCCGCACAGUCGUGCUUCAGGAACACACUAGCUGCUUUUUUCCCGCUAUUCUCAAAGACCAUGUACGAGAAAAUGGGUGCGCAGUAUGCCUCGACGCUCGUGGCUGUCAUCGGAUUGGUGCUGGGCAUCCUGCCCUUCGUGCUCAUGUGGAGAGGCAGAGAGAUUCGAUCACGCAGCCCAGCCCAGAUGGCGCUGGCUGCGGCCGAGGAAGAGCGUUCAACGGACUGA